Messenger RNA from Carlito syrichta (Philippine tarsier), 1194 nucleotides. RefSeq names its product ectonucleoside triphosphate diphosphohydrolase 2 (gene ENTPD2). Gene Ontology annotation, biological process: nucleoside diphosphate catabolic process. The transcript is spliced from 7 exons. Gene Ontology annotation, cellular component: plasma membrane. NCBI's taxonomy places the organism in Eukaryota, Metazoa, Chordata, Mammalia, Primates, Tarsiidae. The record is from RefSeq and is a predicted model, not a curated record. Gene Ontology annotation, molecular function: UDP phosphatase activity; GDP phosphatase activity. The annotation marks the transcript as partial.
AUGCACAAGCCAACCUUCCAACGUCAGCACGGCGAUCUCAAACAUCGAAGGCAGCGGACGAAGCAGGUUCCAGAACGUGUCCGGUAUCCAGCGACCAUCGGGGGCGCCUCUCGCAUCCUGGUGUGGACACGCCUGUUCCUGGCUGACGGCUGCCAUCCUCAGUAUGGCAUCGUCCUGGACGCUGGUUCCUCCCACACGUCCAUGUUUGUCUACAAGUGGCCGGCAGACAAGGAGAACGACACAGGCAUUGUGGGUCAGCACAGCUCCUGUGACGUUCGAGGUGGGGGCAUUUCCAGCUAUGCAGACAACCCUUCCGGGGCCGGCCAGAGUCUGGUCGCAUGCCUCGAACAAGCGCUUCGGGACGUGCCCACAGAGAGACACGCAGGCACGCCCCUCUACCUGGGCGCCACAGCGGGCAUGCGCCUGCUCAACCUGACCAAUCCAGAGGCCUCAGCCAAUGUGCUCGCGGCAGUGAUGCGGACACUGGCUCAGUACCCCUUUGACUUCCGCGGCGCCCGCAUCCUCUCGGGCCAGGACGAGGGCGUGUUUGGCUGGGUGACGGCCAACUACCUGCUAGAGAACUUCAUCAAGUACGGCUGGGUGGGCCGGUGGUUCCGGCCGCGGAAGGGAACGCUGGGGGCCAUGGACCUGGGGGGCGCCUCCACUCAGAUCACAUUUGAGACAGCCGGUCCAGUGGAGGAUCGAGCCAACGAGGUCCGGCUGCGGCUGUACGGCCAGCACUACCGGGUCUACACGCACAGCUUCCUCUGCUACGGCCGCGACCAAGUCCUCCAGCGGCUGCUGGCCAGCGCCCUCCAGACCCACGGCUUCCACCCCUGCUGGCCGAGGGGCUAUGCCGCCCAAGUGCUGCUUGAGGACGUCUACAAGUCACCAUGCACCGUGGCCCAGCGGCCCCAGACCCUCAAUGGCAGCGCCAGGGUCAGCCUGUCGGGCAGCAGUGACCCCGCCCUCUGCCGCGACCUGGUCUUGGGACUUUUCAGUUUCUCCUCCUGCCGAUUCUCUCGAUGCUCCUUCGACGGGAUCCCCCAGCCCCCCGUGACCGGGAACUUUAUUGCCUUCUCUGCGUUCUUCUACACCGUGGACUUCCUGAGGACUGUGAUGGAGCUGCCCGUGGCCAGCCUGCAGCAGCUGGAGGUGGCCGCAGUGACCGUGUGCAGCCAGACCUGGGCUGAG